UUUGAAAAUUCGACAAAAAGCCCUAAAAGAAAAUGGAAGCCGCCGAUCAAACGGUUCUUUGCCAGUUGCUUGCCGUCGACCUCACAGAUUAUUGCUACAGAGUAUGUUCUCGCUGCGAGAGAGUUCUUCCCGUAGAUAACAACAAUGGUGUUACAUCGUCAGUUUGCAAAUUCUGCAAAUCCAAAGUACCCAAACUUCUUUAUCGGAUUCUCAUGUCUAUAGCAACAGAUACAUCAGUUAAAACUGUGAUAUGUUUUGACAGAGCUGCGACUGUUCUCUUCGGUUGCUCAGCCGAUGAGUUCUUCCACUUCACUAAGCUCAAUCCUACAACCGCAUCAAUGGUUAAUCAGGUGUUUGAUGGAGAAAUGCUUAGGAUGACAUUGACUCGGCCACACAACUUAAACGCGCAACACAUGAGAGUGGCUUCAGUUGUUCCUCUAAGAUCAGGAUUUCAACCAGCAAUAGUUACACUGAGACGGCUUUGCACAAGUAAUGCUUCUUUGGGGAAUUGUUCCACCAAGAAAUGAGAGUUUCUAAUGUUGGAUUAGCUACACAUAUAAAUGCUAUAAUCGCAAGUUGUUUGUAUCUUUCUAUUUGUUGUUUGUUUAACACUUGAUUGUCUCGGUGAAUACUCUAAUUCGUUGUU
Eutrema salsugineum is the source of this 646-nucleotide messenger RNA. RefSeq lists its product as uncharacterized. Lineage: Eukaryota; Viridiplantae; Streptophyta; Magnoliopsida; Brassicales; Brassicaceae. The record is from RefSeq and is a predicted model, not a curated record. The transcript has 3 exons. Bases 33 to 527 code for a protein of 164 amino acids.